GAAGUGUUCGAUUGAGUCAGUCCGUGUCGUUCUAGCUACUCACUACCAACCAUCUUGGUGAAUUUCUUCUGAAUCUUAGCAAUAGCCAUACUUCCCUCUAGCCACCAUGAAAUCUUUGAUCUUCCUCGGACUUAUUGCCAUCGUUCGGGCCGCUCCGGGAUACUACGGUGACCAUGGUCUCUCGUAUGUAGCUGCCGCUCCGGCACCAAUCGUCAAGUACGCAGCACCGGCCGUAUCGGUCGUACAUGCUGCUCCUGCACCGGUGCUUAAGUAUGCCGUUGCACCGGCACCGAUCGUGAAAGCAGUAGCACCGGCAGCCACUAGUUAUGCCACCAUUCAUCAGGUUCAUGCCCCGGUUGUACAUGCCGCACCGGUAGUGAAGUACGCAGCCGCACCAGCACCGGUUGUGUCGUACGUCCAUUCGGCACCAGUCGUUGCCCAUGCUCCGGCUCCACUGCUCAAGUACGCACCAGACUACCACGGUUGGUAAAUGGAUAUGUCCCGGACCAAAGAACACUGCCAUACGUGUCCGCUACAUCUGCUCUUCGGCCGGCACAGGAACAUCCAGAACCUCUUGGCACUUUCACUUCGAUCCUGUUUUCCACGUCACGUUACACUGCUCGAAAUCUAGCAUUUAAAGGCCAUCGUGUAUUUCUGUUUUUUUUUGUGUUUUUUGUUUAAAAUAAACAACCAAAGCAUACGCUA
This is a messenger RNA of Anopheles funestus (African malaria mosquito), 705 nucleotides long. Its product is annotated as cuticle protein 16.5-like. Lineage: Eukaryota; Metazoa; Arthropoda; Insecta; Diptera; Culicidae. The transcript is spliced from 2 exons. The record is from RefSeq and is a predicted model, not a curated record. Bases 107 to 490 code for a protein of 127 amino acids.